AUGACAUCCCCAGAGUAUAGCCACCAUUUCUCCAUCGAGAACCUCCCUUUUGGAGUCGCAUCGUCACAGCAACACUCACAACAGUGUGUCACUCGACUCAACAACACAGUCAUUUUCCUGGGUGUGCUACAGCAAUCAGGUCUCUUUGCACAAGUCCAAGACCUUCCCGGUGGGGUUUUUGAUAACUCUACCCUGAACGACUAUGCAGCGUUAUCUAAAUCAAUUCACCGCGAGGUUCGAGAGACGCUACAAUCAGCUCUGAGACAGUCAGGAGCAGAGGGACUUCCUUCGAAUAGCACAGAAAAUAUUACAGCGGUUCAGUUGCAUCUUCCCGUCUCCAUUCCAUCGUUUACGGACUUCUCUUGCAGUCUCGAUCACAUAAGAAACGCUGGUAGAGCAAUCCUCAACAACGAAAAACCACCCCCGGGAUUCUUCCACUUUCCUAUCGGUUAUGGUGGUCGUGCCGGUACCAUCUCUGUCUCAGGAACGCCAAUUGCACGUCCUUCGGGCCAUUUCUAUGACCCAUCUGCGUCGACGGAGGACAAACACGUUAUCUUUGGCCCUUCGCAGGCGAUGGACUACGAGUUGGAGAUUGGUGUGAUUGUAGGGAAACCAGUCCCUCGACAUCAGAGACUGCAUGCCAAAGACGCAGACGAGCAUAUCUUUGGUUUGGUGAUAUUGAACGACUGGAGCUCCCGUGAUAUUCAAGGCUUGGAGAUGAUUCCUCUAGGCCCAUUAAAUUCAAAGGCGUUUGGAACUAGCAUUUCGCCAUGGGUCAUAACCCUUGAUGCCCUGGAGCCGUUCAAAGCACCCGGCCCGAAAUCCAAAGUGACACCAUCAAUCCAUCUACAAGAGACAGAAUCUCCAAAUUAUGCCAUUGAUCUGAAGGUCGAGCUCCAGGAUGGUAGCAAUAAUACCGUGGUAAGCGAGUCUCAAGCUCAAGAUCUAUAUUGGAGUGGUCGACAGAUGUGCGCACAUCUUUCCAGCACCGGUUGCAAUCUACAGACAGGAGAUAUACUGGGAACGGGGACCGUCAGCGGUUCUCAGGAGGGGUCUUACGGCUGCUUACUUGAGGUUACCGACGGUGGAAAAGUUCCCUUGAAACUUUCCGAUGGCUCCACGAGAGUGUUCUUGCAGGACGGCGACGUUAUCCGGAUGACAGGGGUGGUUGGGAGUGAAUCGUCUGGUGUCGGGUUUGGAGAGUGCAUCGGGGAGCUGAAACCGGCAAUUAUUUGA
Aspergillus wentii DTO 134E9 is the source of this 1236-nucleotide messenger RNA. Its product is annotated as fumarylacetoacetate hydrolase family protein. Gene Ontology annotation, biological process: homogentisate catabolic process; L-tyrosine catabolic process; L-phenylalanine catabolic process. The transcript is spliced from 3 exons. NCBI's taxonomy places the organism in Eukaryota, Fungi, Ascomycota, Eurotiomycetes, Eurotiales, Aspergillaceae. The record is from RefSeq and is a predicted model, not a curated record. Bases 1 to 1236 code for a protein of 411 amino acids. Gene Ontology annotation, molecular function: fumarylacetoacetase activity.